This is a messenger RNA of Leptopilina boulardi, 1017 nucleotides long. RefSeq lists its product as uncharacterized. The record is from RefSeq and is a predicted model, not a curated record. Gene Ontology annotation, molecular function: DNA-directed DNA polymerase activity; DNA binding; nucleotide binding. Gene Ontology annotation, biological process: DNA replication. The transcript has a single exon. Bases 1 to 1017 code for a protein of 338 amino acids. Lineage: Eukaryota; Metazoa; Arthropoda; Insecta; Hymenoptera; Figitidae.
AUGUCUAAGCAGGAGAAAUUACUCACAACUCUCCUGCCUAAAGAGAAGUACGUGAUGCAUUAUCGUGCAUUGAAACAGGCUCUCGGGAACGGUCUCAAACUAGUAAAAAUACAUCGGGUGCUCCAAUUCAACCAAUCACAAUGGUUGAAACCCUAUAUAGACUAUAAUACUGCCAUGCGAACAACUGCAAAAAAUGAAUUUGAAAAGAAUUUAUUCAAAUUAAUGAAUAACGCAGUGUAUGGUAAGACCAUGGAAAAUGUUCGCAAGCAUGUAGACAUUAAAUUGGUUACACACUGGUUCGGCAGAUAUGGUGCCGAAGCCCUCAUCUCUCGGCCCAAUUUCCACAGUCGUGCAAUAUUCGAUGAAGACCUUGUGGCCAUCGAAUUACGAAAGACUGAGGUCCUACUCAAUAAACCGAUUUAUGUGGGUUUAAGUGUGUUGGAUGUCUCGAAAACGCUUGUCUAUGACUUUCACUACAGUUACAUGCUUCCGAAAUAUGGUGAAGCAUGUAAACUGUUGUAUACAGACACUGACAGUCUAGUGUACGUAGUGAAAUGUCAAGACAUGUAUAAAGAUAUGAAAGAAGACAUUCACAAGUUCGACACAUCUGACUAUCCGGUAAACAAUGUGUAUGGUAUUCCGCAAGUCAACAAAAAAGUUCUCGGCCUAAUGAAGGACGAGUGCAAUGGUAAAAUUGUUACUGAAUUUGUUGGCUUGCGGAGUAAAAUGUAUAGCAUACGCGUUGAAGGUGAAGAUUUCGUUAAGAAAGCUAAAGGCAUUGAAGCGGGAGUCGUCAAAAAGUCUAUUCAUUUUGACGAUUACGUUGAAUGCUUGCGUGAUUUUAAGAUUCAGACUAGAACUCAAUACAACAUUAGGUCACGGUUACAUAAUAUAGAAACUGUUAAACAAGUUAAAGUAGCAUUAAGUCCAUAUGACGAUAAAAGAUACUUGCUUACCGAGAGUACCGAUACUCUACCCUGGGGUCACUACAGGAUCCCAGAAAUCGAAGAAUUGUAA